GAGCUAGGAAAAGAGAGAGAGAGAUGGAGAAGAUGAUGAAUGUAUUGAAGCCGAAACCUAACCCCCAACAGCAAUUGAGGGACUGGCAGCGUCGUCUCCGCCAAGAGUGCCGCAACAUCGAACGCCAAAUCCGAGAUAUACAGAGAGAAGAGAAGAGCGUACAGAAAGCAAUUAAAGAAGCUGCCAAGAGAAAUGACAUGGGCUCUGCUAAGGCACUUGCUAAGGAGAUUGUGAGGUCUAGACAAACUGUGAACCGUCUUUAUGAGAACAAGGCACAGCUAAAUUCAAUAUCAAUGCACCUUGGGGAGAGCGUUGCAAUUGCCCGCACAGUGGGGCAUUUGUCCAAGAGUGCUGAGGUCAUGAAGCUUGUCAAUAACCUCAUGAAGGCCCCAGAAGUUGGUAUCACAAUGCAAGAAUUUAGCAAGGAAAUGAUAAAGUCGGGGAUAAUUGAGGAGACAGUAAAUGAUGCUGUUGACUCAGCACUGGAUUCAGAGGAUAUAGAAGAGGAGAUUGAAGAAGAGGUUGACAAGGUCUUGACUGCACUUGCUGGUGAGACUGCUGCUCAGCUUCCGGAAGCAGUCAGGAAGGAGAAAUUAAAGCAACCGGCCAGGGUGGCAGGAGCUGAGCUGGAGGAUGAAGCAAUAGCUGAGGGUGCUGAUGAUGAGGAAGAACUCGAAGAAAUAAGGGCCCGACUUGCUAGAGUUAGGUCAUAAUUUGACCAUUUUUUCUUUACCUGUCAUUAAAUUGACUAGCAUAGAGUCUCUUCUUGGUUUCUGGAUUGCAGCUGGUAAAACCUAGUUUACCUCUUGAGAAGGAGAGAUGUCUGUAUUAUAAUUUACACCAAAAUCAGCUUGUUUAAAUGACACGUUUGGCUGUUAGUCGUGCAAUAUAUGUUAGAAUUUGUAGCUUAUGUCAUUGCAGUAGUUAAUUAUCCCUCGUAUAUGCAUUAUCUUUCAUUUGAAC
Camellia sinensis is the source of this 963-nucleotide messenger RNA. RefSeq names its product vacuolar protein sorting-associated protein 24 homolog 1. The record is from RefSeq and is a predicted model, not a curated record. NCBI's taxonomy places the organism in Eukaryota, Viridiplantae, Streptophyta, Magnoliopsida, Ericales, Theaceae. Gene Ontology annotation, biological process: vacuolar transport.